GAAUCAUUGAGCUGUUAAGAGUGGUGAGUCUUCUACCGGUGUUCCCCUGAUUUAGCCCUGGCCACCUGGCCGCUUUACUUCCAUAUCGUUAUUUAAUACCCUCUUUCUUUUCUGACACUCAUUAACAGCCCCCUGGGAGACUGUUUCGACCCACCGACAGCAAAAUCAAGUUCCUGGAAGAAUACGACAUGGAGGGCUAUACCUAUGGUGACGAGAAAUUUACUACAUCCCCCCGCAAGGGCUCGGGCUCGUUCUACAGCCACAGAUCCGACGCCUCGAGUACCUGCGCCCCAAGCAUUGAUAGCUUCCCCUCCUCUCCUAAGAAGUGGGACUAUCACCGUCGACACAUAUCAGAAUCGUCGUCAUACCCUCCACAGCACAGUCGGACAGAACUAAACAAGGUGAUGGGAGCCGACAUGGUGACGCCAACAACGGACAUCACUACGAUACCAUGUGCAGGUCUCCGUAUCUCACAUGGCAAACUAGCGGGUCUCAUGGGCUGGCGCUUCGCCGUAGAGCUCGACACCUCGCCGAGCUCAAAAUACACCGGUACUCCGCGGAACUCAAUCGUUACCAAUUUCAUCCUCGAUACGGGCAUCGGAAAGUCGCACGUCCCACCCGAAACUCUGAUAGCACUAGGAUAUUCUGGGAGCUUAAAACCCGGAGCCCAAGUGGCCUUGAGAAUACAGGGCAUCCGUACCAAAUGUGUGAUUGCACAUGAAGGAGAAGCUGGGAGGUUGUGCGGGCAGUUCUUGACCUCGGGAUCUCUCACCCUUUACUUUGAUACCAAGCUAGAUGCCCCCGUGCUUUACGUCGCCGAUGACAAUCCAGACGCUGCCAGCAUUCCUCGGACAAUUCAACCUAUCUCAUCACCAAGAUUAUCAUUGAAAGCCGCUGUAAACGCUCUGCUUGCAUUUCGUGUUCCACGGUCAUCGACAUGAAUACCAUCUUCUCUGGGAACGUGGAUAUAUGAUUAUACCUGUGGAUGAACUCUAAUCUUAUUUAAUUCGUGACGACCCUAUAGGGACAAAAUUGUAGACGCUGGUAGUUUGUGUAACGGAUAAAUUUAUUAAUGUACACGAAUUUACGAUCAUGAUCACCUGUUUAGUUGCUCCUUUA
Desarmillaria tabescens is the source of this 1119-nucleotide messenger RNA. RefSeq lists its product as uncharacterized. The transcript is spliced from 3 exons. Lineage: Eukaryota; Fungi; Basidiomycota; Agaricomycetes; Agaricales; Physalacriaceae. The coding region runs from base 189 to 941 and encodes 250 amino acids. The record is from RefSeq and is a predicted model, not a curated record.